Blepharisma stoltei is the source of this 813-nucleotide messenger RNA. The record is from the annotation of a GenBank genome assembly. NCBI's taxonomy places the organism in Eukaryota, Ciliophora, Heterotrichea, Heterotrichida, Blepharismidae.
AUGAUAAUUGUUCAAGGCACACUUGUUACACUUCAAGCUCUGAAACUCGGAAUAUGGGUAUCCUUACUUGUAGGAGUCCUCACACUAGGCUGUGCAUGUGAUGAAAUCAUCCCAAGCUUUGCAGUCUCUAUCAUUCCAUUUAUAAUUGCUCUCACAAUCGUCCCAAUUUUGAUUCAUGUCUUCCUGAACUUUUUAUCUCAAGGUGCAAACUUAUUUGCAAAACCAAUCUUACUAUUCUGGGCCUAUGCUAUUUCAGUCUCACUUAUCGUAUUUACGAUCCUAGGGAGCUUAUCACUUGACGGUGUCCUUAACCUCUCACUCACAAUUGUUUUCAGCCCUCUUUGGUUCGCACUUGCCUGUUUCUUUCUAUUUUCAGUAUUUAUCGCUGAAGUGCUUGUAGAAAAUGACUAUAAAAGAGUGUCUGUUUUAUUAUUUACAUGGACAAUCGCGCUUUACAUUUUUUCAUUUAUGUGGAUGGGGCAUAUAACCAACAAGUCCCCAGGGAUUUUUGCGUUUGUGCUGACUCCUAUUUAUGUCGCGAAUCUGAUUCACAUAAUCAUGUAUGUAAACGAGCUUGUGAACAUGAAAAGAACUUUAGGGACAGUAAAUAUCAAUACUCAAGAACUGCUGUGCAUUUUGAUGCUCCCUUGUUUUGCAGCUCUGCUGAUGGUUAAAAUCUACACAGCGCCUUGAAUCCCUGCUUUGACACUUGUAGGGCAAUUUGCUGCAGUUUUGAUAUUCUGCUUUUAUAAAGAUGCACAAAGCAUAUGGGUCAGAAAUGAUAAUAAAAACAGUUACGAGACGAUUUCUUAA